GGCGGAAGUGACGCAUGAGGCUAGUGACAGGAGGAUUUUCAACAUGGCAGCCCCCGGGAAGAAGAAGCUGGUGCAGCAAGAAGAACUAAGACGGUUAAUGAAAGCCAAGCAGCGGGAGAGCUCGGCAAAGAAACGAAUAGAGUCUCCCCUGGCAAAAUACAACAGCCUUGGCCAUUUGUCAUGUGUAGUUUGUAAUGUACAGAUUAAAAGCGAGUUGCUGUGGCAAGCACACAUCCUUGGGAAACCGCACAAAGAGAAAGUUGCAGCACUCAAAGGCACAACGCCAAACACCAGCUCUUCUUCUGUCACUGCACAACUUACUCAACCUAGCAAAAGGAAAGGACCAAAUCCAGAGAGAGAAGACUUUAAACGGGUGAAAGAUUCAGAAGAGCAGUCUCCAGCGGCAUCUACAAAGCUUCCAGCAGGAUUUUUUGAAACAGAGCAAUCCUCUUCGAAACCAAUUAAUGUGAAGGCCCCAGGCUUGAAAUUACUGACAGGUGAAUAUGAUGAUGAUGACGAUGGAGGGGAAGCAGAAAAUGAUGUGCCGCUCUCUGUACAGAAACCAACAGAAAUCCCACUACCUCCACCAACCACAAGCACGGACAGUUUACCAGCAGAUUUCUUUGACAGUAAAACCCCAGUGUUGUCUCAUUCUGGAUCCAUCCUGAAGGCAGACAUACAAGAAAAGACACUUGAAAGGAAGGAGAAUACAGCCGAAGCAUUACCAGAGGGAUUUUUUGAUGACCCAGAAGUAGAUGCAAAGGUACGAAAAGUCGAUGCUCCUAAAGAUCAGAUGGAUAAAGAAUGGGAAGAGUUUCAGAAAGAAAUGCGCCAAGUUAAUACGGUUUCUGAAGCAAUUGUAGCAGAAGAGGAUGAGGAAGGCAGGUUGGAUCGGCAGAUUGAUGAAAUUGAUGAACAAAUUGAAUGUUAUCGCCGUAUCGAGCAUCUGCGGAACCGGAAGGAUGUCAUAAAGGAUGUUAUGAACACAAAUGCCAGUAAAAAUAAAGGCAUGGGUGAGGUUGGAAGCGAUGAUGAGGAAAUGCUGUCAACAAUACUUGCUCAGGACUGGCGUGAAAAAGGGACCUUCCUUUAGGCCUUUUAAAUACACUCUGUGUGACUAUUGACAGAUUCAAUAAACUUAUCACACAUUAUAAAUAAACUUGCUUCUGCUUGGAGAGUAAAUGGCAGUAAAUUUAAAUUCCAAGCUAGUAUAGCAACUUAUCUUGCUAAGUGAAAAUAGCGCUAAUAUUGUUUUUCACUGUCGAUUCAUCUGAACAGUGUUCAUCGGUCUUAUUCAAGAGCAUCUGAAGACAUACAUUUGGCAGCCACUUACAAAACAACUUCAGUAUAUAAAAUUAGAAACAAUGGCGUUUAGAAUGUUUCUCUCCUAUGUGCUAUUGGACAUUCAUGUUUGGCCAGAGUUGCCAUGCUAUUACAAACAUAUAGUAAGUAUGGUAAUAUUUUCUUCUUUAUGUGACUCCCUUUUUGUCCCAUUAAAGUUUGUAAUAUUUUUGUACACCUUGCUAAUUUUCAGACCAUGUAUGUAUUUACAAUACGAUUUUAUGUUGGUUUUUUUUUGUGCAAAA
Messenger RNA from Pelobates fuscus (common spadefoot toad), 1586 nucleotides. RefSeq names its product zinc finger protein 830 (gene ZNF830). Bases 44 to 1093 code for a protein of 349 amino acids. The transcript is spliced from 10 exons. NCBI's taxonomy places the organism in Eukaryota, Metazoa, Chordata, Amphibia, Anura, Pelobatidae. Gene Ontology annotation, biological process: mitotic DNA replication checkpoint signaling; mitotic DNA damage checkpoint signaling; nuclear DNA replication. The record is from RefSeq and is a predicted model, not a curated record. Gene Ontology annotation, cellular component: spliceosomal complex; nucleus. Gene Ontology annotation, molecular function: nucleic acid binding; zinc ion binding.